UGAUUUCAAAGCAAACCCAAUAAAGAAAUACCAGAGAACAGAUAGAGAUAGCUUGCAGGGCCCGUUUACAGAGUGUCAAGGAAAGGAACUCAUUACUUCAUUCUUACACACACAAGAGCCCACAAUAAUCAAUAAUGCCAAUGCCAAAGAAGCGAAAGGGAAAGAAGAAAAAGAAGGGAAGGCCCGCCAACAGCCAUUCAACAACUAACUCUCAACAGGGGAAUGAUGGUCUGAAAAUUUAUGAUGGGAAAGACAGUGAUGUUGGUGAAACCAGCCACCUUAAGUCAGAGCCACUCCAUCGCCAAUUAGGCAAGGGCAAAGAACAGGAAGAGGUAGAUAGUAAGGGUUGGGAAUCUCAUCCUUUUUCGCCGUUUGUCAUCCUCAAACUUAAUCGGAUGGAAACUUCCCAAAAUGGCACCGGCAAUGGUGAAGUGGAAAGUAAGCAGAUGAAGGUGCUGGAGGAGGAGGAGGAGGUUGUUCAGGAUAUUGAGAUUACUAGGGAGUUGAAGCCGGAAGUGCUGGAGGAGAGUGAGGUUGUUGAGGAUAUUCAGCCUGAAGAGGAUUCUGAGAGCAAGGAUGCCAAUAUUGAGUCUGUUGAGCGAGAUGCUGGUAGCGCUAGUUGUAGUAGGAAUUUCGAUGAGGAAUCUCGGUUGGAGGAUAAUAAUUCCCUGGUGAUGGAGUCAGAGAAGGUGGAAGAAGAGAAGAGUGAUUCAGUCAUGGAAACUGUGGCUGAUGUUUAUUCGGCUGGGGAAUUGGUGGAGGAGAAGAGUGCUAAUUCAGUUAUGGAAACUGUGUCUGAUGUUGAAUUGGCAGGGAAGUUGGAGGAGGAGGAGAAGAGUGAUGGUUCAGUUACAGAAGCUGCACCUGCUGUUGAUUCGGCUGAGCCAGUCGUGUCGCUGGAUGAGGAGGUGACUCAGAGUUCUGUAUCCACUUCGGGUGUUGAUGCUGGGGUGUCUAAUGAGAUUGGUUUGGAAUCGAAGGAUAAAGAAGAGAUGCCAUUGCCAUUGUCAAACGAAACUACUCCGGCAUCAGAUGUGAAUGAUUCGAUGGAAACAAAAAUUGAGGAUAGAAUGUUGCAAUAUUCUGAUGCUCCAAUUAUUGAAACUAGUGGUUCUGGCAGUGCUGAACUACCCGAAGAGCCUGUGAUUCCAGAAAGCUCAGAAAACCAGCCAUUGUUGGGUGCAAUUUCUUCACCAGUAGAGAGGACUUCUUGGAAAAGUUGCUGCGGCAUAUUUGAUGUUGUGAGAAGCUCAGAUAGAUAAGACCAGGUGAAUAAGAACUCUAAGGAACUUGUUCCUUUUUAAAAUUAAGAUCUCCCUGAUCCUUUUCUUAACUUGAUGAACUCUGUGUGUUCUGUAUUGGAAAUUCUUGCUUGGGGAUUGCAGAACUGUAUCUGCACUAGUAUACUACUUUUAUUGCUGUUGUAAUGCACUCUACAUGAUAUUACAUGUUCAUUUUGCUUGCUUGUCCAUCUGAUUACUAGACAACCAGUAUGAUGGAUUCAAAUUCAAAUUGUUAUUAGUUAGUUCUAUAUGUGAUUGGGGAAAUUGGAAUUAUAUGCAAAAUGUGAUUUUACUUUCAAGUUCAAACAAUUUUCAUGCAUAAUUUUCAAGAGAAAACUUCAGAGGGGGGG
Molecule: messenger RNA, 1633 nt
Organism: Macadamia integrifolia
Lineage: Eukaryota; Viridiplantae; Streptophyta; Magnoliopsida; Proteales; Proteaceae
Exons: 3
Coding region: 135-1262 (375 amino acids)
Source: RefSeq, a predicted model, not a curated record